AUGAGCUCGGACUCUGACGAUGCUCUCGAAGCGUCAUUUAUCUUCAAAGAGCCAGAGGAUUUCUAUCCACCCGAAACGCCUCCCUCGUUUGCUCAGCAUACCCUCCUCUCCGGUCAAACAAUCACCUUGCGCCUCGUAGGACACAAUCCGCUCUGGGGCCACCUCCUAUGGAAUGCCUCCCGCAUCACAGCCGAUUACCUCGAGGAGCACGCCGACACACUUGUCAAAGACAAAUCGGUGCUGGAAUUCGGAGCAGGCGCCGGACUACCGAGUCUCGUCUGCGCCAUCAACGGCGCGAAGCAGGUCGUAGUGACAGACUACCCGGAUGAAGACCUGAUCGAGAACCUAAGGCACAACAUCGAACACUGCACAGCUACCCUAGACAACAUCGUCGCAGAGGGAUAUCUAUGGGGCAACCCGCCCUCAAACCUCACAAGCCACCUACCCAGCUCUGCAGGGGAACGAAGCUUCGACCUCCUCAUCCUCGCCGACCUCCUCUUCAACCACUCCGAGCACCGCAAGCUGGUCCUCAGCAUGCAAAAGACCCUCACGAGAACCGCAGAUGCCAAAGCCUUGGUCUUCUUCUCCCCGCAUCGGCCCUGGCUGUUUGACAAGGACAUGGCCUUCUUCGACCUGGCAAGAGAGAUGGGCUUCGUAGUCGAGAAGGUGCUGGAGAGGAAGAUGGACAAGGCGAUGAUGGUUGAGGACAGAUCCGUCAGGAGAUCGGUACAUGAUGUCGGGAAUGAGGAGGUCAAGAAAGUGGUUUUUGGUUAUCAGCUGGGUUGGGAGGGUUUACAAUGA
Messenger RNA from Endocarpon pusillum Z07020, 801 nucleotides. RefSeq lists its product as uncharacterized. The record is from RefSeq and is a predicted model, not a curated record. Gene Ontology annotation, molecular function: protein-lysine N-methyltransferase activity. The coding region runs from base 1 to 801 and encodes 266 amino acids. Gene Ontology annotation, biological process: peptidyl-lysine dimethylation. Lineage: Eukaryota; Fungi; Ascomycota; Eurotiomycetes; Verrucariales; Verrucariaceae. The transcript is spliced from 2 exons.